CGGGAGAUGCAGCAGACAGCAGCUCAAACAGCUCAAGCGCUCGGCUCACAAUCACCGGCAGCGGCAGCGGCAUCAUGGUUCUCAUCUGGACUCAGUUCGGCGUCAAACACAAGAAUGUCAAGUGCAAAGUGCGAGUGAUCCACGGAGAGGAGGGAUGGACCUCAGAGGAGGUGCGUGAGGAACCCGAAGUGUCUAGCCCCCCGUCCUCUCCGGAGUGUGUGGAUUACUACUCUGUGCUCGGCGUGUCGAGUGACUCUAACGAGGAGGAGAUCAGACGGGCGUACAAGCGUCUGGCGCUCCGUUACCACCCAGACAAGAACUCAGACGCAGACGCCGAGGACAAAUUCAAACAGAUUGCACAAGCCUACGACGUUCUGACGGACCCAGAGAAACGCAGUGUCUAUGAUCAACAAGGUUUGACCAAAGGGGGCGUGACCCCAGCUGGGAACAAAAGCGACCCCUCCCACAGCUCCUCGAAAGCCGACGCCCACUCCUGGCGCGUGUUCUUCAACUUCGAGCUCGACUCCGACGACGACCUGUUUAACCCCUUCCUGAGAAACCCCCUGCCCAACCUCAGCCGGCAGCACGGAAACAGGGGCGGGCCUAAGCCGUCGGGCGCGGCCGAAGUUCACGAGCUCCUCGUGUCACUGGAGGACAUUUUGGUGGGCGUGACGAAGCGCGUGAAAGUGACUCGCCUCCGGCAGACAGACAAACACGCGCUGAGGCCGGAGGAGCGCGUGUUCGACGUGGAGGUGAAGAAGGGCUGGAAGGAGGGCACCAGGAUCACCUUCCCCAAGGAGGGCCAUCAGAUGCUCGGCCACGCCCCUAACGACCUGGCCUUCGUUAUCAAGGAGAAGCAGCACGCCCAUUUCAGACGAGACGGCUCGCAUAUUGUGUACACCGCCACCAUCACGCUGCGAGAGGCUCUGUGUGGGUGUACGGUUAACGUCCCCACGCUUGACGGACAGACGAAGCCCCUCCCAUGCAGUGACGUCAUCAAGCCCGGCUCGUUGAGGAGGCUUAUAGGGGAGGGGCUUCCGCGGGCCAAGAACCCCGCCCAGCGCGGAGACCUGCUGGUCGAAUUCCAAGUGGUUUUCCCUGACCGCAUUCCCCCGAGCAGCAAAGAAAUCAUCAAACACAGCUUGGGACAGUGUUAGCUGAAGAAACCCAUCUGAUUCGGCGGUUUGUCUCUGUGAGGCACACGCACUCGAGUGUGAGACGGGAUGCUCACACAGACUCAUUGCAUAUGGGUAUGUAAUACCUGCGUACAGAGACGAGGUGUUUGAGAAAACACGCCUGCACUGAGGGUGCUUCUCUGAAGUGUUAGCAUACUUCUUUAACCAUGACGACCUUGUACUCACGUACAGAACUGUCAGUGAUUUAGUCUCUAUGAGAGAUCCCUGUGUCAUGUUCCAAUGAAUUAUUUGUAUAGAGAAAAUGUGGAUUUCAGAUAUGACCUGGCAUGUAUGAUGAACGCAUGUUUUGUAAGCAGAAAUAAAGUUUUAUUAAUGAAA
Puntigrus tetrazona (Sumatra barb) is the source of this 1514-nucleotide messenger RNA. RefSeq lists its product as uncharacterized. Gene Ontology annotation, biological process: negative regulation of transcription by RNA polymerase II. The record is from RefSeq and is a predicted model, not a curated record. Gene Ontology annotation, molecular function: protein-folding chaperone binding. NCBI's taxonomy places the organism in Eukaryota, Metazoa, Chordata, Actinopteri, Cypriniformes, Cyprinidae. Bases 75 to 1157 code for a protein of 360 amino acids. The transcript has 4 exons. Gene Ontology annotation, cellular component: cytosol.